This is a messenger RNA of Physeter macrocephalus (sperm whale), 4091 nucleotides long. It is a transcript of the gene VPS8, whose product is annotated as VPS8 subunit of CORVET complex. The record is from RefSeq and is a predicted model, not a curated record. The transcript has 44 exons. Gene Ontology annotation, molecular function: protein binding. NCBI's taxonomy places the organism in Eukaryota, Metazoa, Chordata, Mammalia, Artiodactyla, Physeteridae. The coding region runs from base 41 to 4057 and encodes 1338 amino acids. Gene Ontology annotation, cellular component: early endosome; HOPS complex; late endosome. Gene Ontology annotation, biological process: endosomal vesicle fusion; protein targeting to vacuole.
GAAGAAAUUACCUGAUUCUUUUUCACUCCAUGGAUCAGUUAUGCGACAUUCACUUUUGAAGGGAAUUUCUGCCCAAAUAGUGUCUGCAGCUGACAAAGUAGAUGCUGGCUUGCCUACAGCAAUUGCAGUGUCGAGUCUGAUAGCAGUGGGUACAUCUCAUGGAUUGACUUUAAUAUUUGAUCAGAAUCAAGCUUUGCGACUCUGUCUGGGUAGCACUAGUGUUGGAGGUCAAUAUGGAGCCAUCUCUGCCCUCAGUAUCAACAAUGACUGCUCACGACUUCUCUGUGGCUUUGCUAAAGGACAGAUCACUAUGUGGGAUUUGGCCAGUGGAAAACUUCUGAGAUCAAUAACAGAUGCUCAUCCUCCAGGAACAGCAAUAUUGCAUAUUAAGUUUACAGAUGAUCCAACUCUUGCAGUUUGCAAUGACAGCGGAGGCUCUGUUUUUGAAUUGACAUUUAAGAGAGUGAUGGGAGUGAGAACAUGUGAAUCUAGAUGCCUGUUCAGUGGUUCCAAGGGUGAAGUUUGCUGUAUUGAGCCUCUCCAUUCUAAGCCCGAGUUAAAAGAUCAUCCCAUCACACAGUUUUCCUUAUUGGCCAUGGCAUCCUUAACAAAGAUACUGGUCAUUGGAUUGAAGCCAUCCUUGAAGGUGUGGAUGACUUUUCCUUAUGGACGGAUGGAUCCUUCCAGUGUUCCAUUGCUGGCCUGGCACUUUGUGGCAGUGCAUAAUUAUGUGAAUCCCAUGCUUGCCUUCUGCAGAGGAGAUGUUGUUCAUUUUCUACUGGUUAAGAGAGACGAAUCUGGAGCAAUACAUGUUACUAAGCAAAAGCAUCUUCACCUGUACUAUGACCUCAUCAACUUUACUUGGAUAAACUCACGCACGAUUGUGCUCUUGGACAGUGUAGAGAAGUUGCAUGUGAUUGAUCGGCAAACUCAAGAGGAAUUGGAAACGGUGGAGAUCUCAGAAGUUCAGUUGGUCUAUAAUAGCAGCCAUUUCAAAUCUCUAGCCACUGGAGGAAACGUGAGCCAGGCACUGGCUUUGGUUGGUGAGAAGGCUUGUUAUCAAUCCAUCAGUAUCUAUGGUGGUCAGAUCUUUUAUUUGGGGACAAAAUCUGUUUAUGUGAUGAUGCUGAGGAGCUGGAGAGAGAGAGUGGAUCACCUCCUGAAACAAGACUGUCUUACAGAAGCCUUGGCUCUUGCAUGGUCUUUCCAUGAAGGAAAAGCAAAGGCAGUAGUGGGAUUAUCAGGGGAUGCCAGUAAGAGAAAGGCUGUUGUUGCAGAUCGGAUGGUGGAAAUCCUGUUCCAUUAUGCAGAUCGAGCUCUAAAAAAGUGCCCAGACCAGGGAAAAAUCCAAGUGAUGGAGCAGCAUUUUCAGGAUAUGGUGCCCGUCAUAGUUGAUUACUGCCUUCUGCUACAGCGAAAGGAUCUUUUAUUUAGCCAAGUGUAUGACAAAUUAAGUGAGAAUUCAGUGGCCAAAGGAGUGUUUUUGGAGUGCCUUGAACCAUAUAUUUUAAGUGAUAAAUUGGUGGGGAUCACACCCCAGGUAAUGAAAGACUUGAUUGUUCAUUUCCAAGAUAAAAAAUUAAUGGAAAAUGUGGAAGCCCUCAUUGUACAUAUGGAUAUCACCAGCCUAGAUAUUCAGCAGGUAGUUCUUCUGUGUUGGGAAAAUCGGCUAUACGAUGCUAUGAUCUAUGUUUACAACAGAGGCAUGAAUGAAUUUAUUAGUCCAAUGGAGAAACUUUUCAGAGUCAUUGCACCUCCUUUGAAUGCAGGAAAGACGCUAACAGAUGAGCAAGUUGUUAUGGGCAACAAGCUUCUUGUAUAUAUUAGCUGUUGUCUAGCAGGUCGUGCCUAUCCCCUUGGUGACAUCCCUGAAGAUCUUGUUCCCUUGGUUAAAAACCAGGUUUUUGAAUUUUUAAUUCGCCUGCAUUCAACAGAAGCUCCCCCUGAGGAAGAAAUCUAUCCCUAUAUACGGACUUUGCUACAUUUUGACACAAGAGAAUUUCUAAAUGUAUUGGCACUGACUUUUGAAGAUUUUAAAAAUGACAAGCAGGCUGUAGAAUAUCAACAACGUAUUGUGGAUAUUUUAUUGAAAGUUAUGGUGGAGAAUUCAGAUUUUACUCCCUCACAAGUAGGGUGUCUCUUUACCUUCCUUGCCCGGCAGCUUGCAAAGCCUGACAAUACCUUGUUUGUAAACAGAACCCUUUUUGAUCAGGUCCUUGAAUUCCUCUGUAGUCCUGACGAUGACUCCCGACACUCAGAAAGACAGCAGGUCCUUUUAGAAUUGCUGCAGGCUGGAGGCAUAGUUCAGUUUGAAGAGAGUCGGCUCAUCCGUAUGGCAGAAAAGGCAGAAUUCUAUCAAAUUUGUGAAUUUAUGUAUGAACGAGAACACCAAUAUGACAAAAUUAUUGAUUGCUACUUACGUGACCCACUAAGAGAGGAAGAAGUCUUUAACUACAUUCACAAUAUCUUAUCCAUUCCUGGACACAGUGCAGAGGAGAAGCAGUCUGUAUGGCAGAAGGCAAUGGAUCAUAUUGAGGAGCUUGUGUCCCUGAAGCCCUGUAAAGCUGCAGAGCUGGUUGCUACUCACUUUUCUGAACAGAUUGAAGCAGUCAUUAAAAAACUUCAGAACCAGGUUUUGCUUUUCAAAUUUUUGAGGAGUCUUCUUGACCCAAGGGAAGGUAUUCAUGUAAAUCAAGAAUUGCUGCAGAUAUCUCCUUGUAUUACAGAGCAGUUCAUUGAGCUGUUGUGUCAGUUCAGCCCAAACCAGGUUAUAGAGACACUGCAAGUCCUUGAGUGCUACCGCCUAGAAGAAACUAUUCAGAUUACCCAGAAGUAUCAACUUCAUGAAGUCACUGCUUAUCUAUUAGAAAAGAAAGGAGAUAUUCAUGGUGCCUUCUUAAUAAUGCUAAAGAGACUACAAAGCAAACUUCAAGAGAUAACACAUCAAGAUGAAAUUUUUCUGAAUCUAGAUACCAAAGAGGAUCCCUCACUGAAGAAUGUCGAAGAAACCAUGGUGGAGACAAUUGCCCUUUGCCAGAGAAAUUCACAUAAUUUGAACCAGCAGCAGAGAGAGGCACUCUGGUUUCCAUUACUGGAGGCAAUGAUGGCACCUCAGAAGCUGUCUAGUUCAGCUGCGCCUCAUCUGCACUCUGAAGCUCUGAAAUCUUUGACCAUGCAAGUUCUAAACAACAUGGCAGCAUUUAUUGCCCUUCCAUCAAUCUUGCAAAGAAUCUUACAGGACCCAGUUUAUGGAAAAGGAAAACUUGGAGAAAUCCAGGGACUUAUUCUGGGAAUGUUGGAUACCUUUAGCUAUGAACAGACCCUGCUGGAAACAACGACUAGCCUUCUAAACCAAGAUCUCCAUUGGUCAUUGUGUAACCUGAGAGCUUCAGUCACCAGAGGACUGAAUCCCAAGCAGGAUUACUGCUCUAUUUGUUUGCAGCAGUACAAGAGACGCCAAGAAAUGGCUGAUGAAAUUAUUGUCUUUAGCUGUGGCCAUUUGUAUCACUCAUUCUGUCUGCAAAGCAAGGAGUGCACCAUAGAAAUUGAGGGGCAAACAAGAUGGACGUGCUACAAAUGCAGCUCAAUUAACAAAGUAGGAAAGUUGAGUGAAAAUUCAUCUGAAGUUAAAAAGGGAAGAAUAACCCCAUCACAGGUAAAAAUGUCCGCAUCCUGUCAUCCAUCCAAAGGGGAUUCUGCUGUUAAGAAGACCGAUACCAAGAGCAUGGCAAGUAGAAGAAACCUCUGGGACUGGACUGCCCAAGUUCACAUCUGGGCUCUGCCACCAGCCAAUGACCUUGGGCACAUUCUGCACCCAGGACCUUUGUUCCUUCAAAGGCAACCUCAGAACCUGUUCUGGAUCCACAGCAGAUCCAAGCAUUUGAUCAGCUUUGCCAUCUCUACCGAGGAAGUUCUAGGCUGGCUCUGCUUACGGAACUCUCCCAGAAGCACGGCAGUGAGAGCUGCAGGCCGUUCAGCGGCUCCCAGAGUGGCCCUGCCUUCACCAGCGUCUUCCAGAAGGAGAACUUCCAGCUACAGCUCAUACCCCCGCCUGUGACUGAGGACUGAAGACUCUCCCGGGCCUGGAGCCC